AUGAACAAGCCCAAGAGUAUCCUCAAAUACAGACCAGAGAGCAACAUCAACUAUAAGGAUACGUCUAUCACAGCCAUCAACCCACCGCCCAGAACGUCAUGGCUGUCUCGUUUGCACUCUAAAAUAUAUUCACAAACAGACAUUGCACAAGAUGAAAACGAUGCAGACAAUCCCUUACUAUUAGCAAAGCAAGAUUUGAAGCGAGUUACAUUUUCUGUUGGCAAUCUCACAACGGAGCAUUCAUUCUGCGCAAACGAUAUACCCAGAGAUGAAUUGUAUGAAAAGCAAAAGAGUGAUGCAGCUGCUACCAAACAACAAACUCCACAAGUUACAGACUUGGCCAACCAUUACGAUCAUGCUUGUAUUCAAAGAGAGGAAGGCUGUGUAGACCGCUUCAGAAACCUUCUAAGAAAGAGCCGGACAUCGCAAUUACAGACCAUCAAUUUAUCCAGGCAACCUAUUGCUGCUCAUCAAGCUGGACCAUUGUCUGAUAUUUUCAUUCUGAAAUUUGGUCUUGAAUGCCUGAAUUUAUCAAACUGCAAAUUGGAAGACGAGGCUAUUCGUAUUAUUUUGUGUAGCUUAUUGGUAAGCGGUACCAUUCAACGUUUGGACCUAUCACAAAACAAUUUCAAAUCAAAAGGAUACAAAUACAUAGCCAUUUUCAUCAAAGAGUCCAAAACAAUCCAAUCUGUUGACUUGUCACGAUGUACAUUCGAGAAAAAGGGAAUGCAGUAUUUAGCACAAGGAUUACAAUAUGCAACCACAUUGACAAAGCUGGUGAUGGAUAAAUGCAACAUAAAGCCACCGACAGAGACAUUUCAGUCGUUUUCAGAAGGAGUCUUUAAUGCUACAUCGUUGCAAACACUGUCUUUGCGAAAUAACCAUUUUGCACCAAAUCAGGGGACAUGGAUCGCCAAUCUCAUCGCCCCUCGUUUGCAUGGUAUCAAGGAUCUGGAUCUAUCUGGAAAUCAGCUAAAUUCAAUGUUGGCACCGUUGGCAGCAGUUUUGAGAAAUAACACCAGCUUAUUGCAUUUGAAUUUAUCCAACUGUCAAAUCAAUCACGAAGGUCUGUCCUUGCUAUCGAAUGCACUAGGAGACAAUCGUUGCUUGGAGGAGCUGGAUCUGUCCAUGAAUCCGUUGGGACAUGAUACGGAUGAGGGUAUCUUGGCUUUGAAGAAUGCUUUAGCUCGAAACGCAUGUUUGCAAAGCUUAAACCUAUCCGAAACACAACUGGAUUCAAGCACGGCCAUUGCAUUGGCUGAAGCACUUCCCGAAAACGCAUCACUCUGUAGAUUGGAUCUCUCAAAGAAUCCUCAUAUUGAUAUGGCCGGUAUCUUGGCGCUUGCCAUCUCCAUCAAAAUGAAUCAUACCCUGACCUUUUUGGACAUUAAUAUUCCACCUUUGGAUGAGGAACUGGCCAACCUACAAAACGACAUUGUUGCUGUGUGUACGACAAACAUGCUGCAAAAGGUGGAAGCACAACAAAAACAUGACAGCGUUACCAUGUCGCCAUCUUCUUCGUCUUCAUCUUCCUUGACAACAUCCAAUUUAUCGUUGGUAGAGCUCCCAACAGAACAGAGAUUGAUGGCAGCGAAACAAGUGUUGGAUGGUCCCAAUUCACCACAGCUAGAGGUAGUAGGCGACGAGCAUAGACUUGAAACACCCAUAUCGACAACAGCCAACACAAAUAUAAACACAUCAUCACCUGCAGUGACGCCUCUCACAAGCACUGCUGAUACUCUUGAUACUGAUACUCAACAAGCAUAG
This is a messenger RNA of Mucor velutinosus, 1767 nucleotides long. RefSeq lists its product as uncharacterized. Gene Ontology annotation, molecular function: protein binding. Gene Ontology annotation, biological process: regulation of Arp2/3 complex-mediated actin nucleation; cell migration. The record is from RefSeq and is a predicted model, not a curated record. Gene Ontology annotation, cellular component: lamellipodium; plasma membrane. Lineage: Eukaryota; Fungi; Mucoromycota; Mucoromycetes; Mucorales; Mucoraceae. The transcript has 6 exons. The coding region runs from base 1 to 1767 and encodes 588 amino acids.